Messenger RNA from Fusarium vanettenii 77-13-4, 1634 nucleotides. RefSeq lists its product as uncharacterized. Lineage: Eukaryota; Fungi; Ascomycota; Sordariomycetes; Hypocreales; Nectriaceae. The record is from RefSeq and is a predicted model, not a curated record. Gene Ontology annotation, biological process: endoplasmic reticulum unfolded protein response; protein deubiquitination. Gene Ontology annotation, molecular function: cysteine-type deubiquitinase activity. Gene Ontology annotation, cellular component: cytosol; nucleus. Bases 1 to 1062 code for a protein of 353 amino acids. The transcript has 3 exons.
AUGCGAGCUCGGUACAAGGGCCCUGCCGGUACCGGCAUCCUGGAGAUGUCUGAUGAUGCAACAGUUCAGGCCGUCUUUGACGAACUGCGGGCCAAAUCCGGCAUCGCCAGCUUCAGCAUUAAAUAUGGCCCGCCUAUGGCAAUGAAAACUCUCGAGCUCAGUCAGGGCGAUCAGAAUGCUCGAUCUCUUGGCCUUCAUGGAGAAACUCUCACUAUCGUCCCUGAAGAGGCGCCACCUGCUCCUGAGGUGCCAGCUCACACAGCGGCUGCCCAACACCCCGCCACGACAUCGCGGGCAGCCAAAAAGAACGAGAGCCCAGAGGAUGUUAACGUACCAUGGCCGGAACGUGAAGGCACAUUGUCCUUUGGUGGCGCCUUGCCAAAGCAGAUCCCUGCACAGCAACUGAGGAGGAUGAUGGCGGAUUACAUCGUGGAGCACCCGGAAGACUACUCGGAGGCUGUGCUGGGCAGUUCACCAAGCCAAUAUUGCCGCAGCAUCCAGGACCCUGACCGCUGGGGCGGAGGCAUUGAGCUGAGCAUCUUGUCUUCCAUUUUUGACAUUCAAAUUUGUACUUUUGAUGUCCAGGCCCAAAAUCUCAUCAACUUUGGUGAGGAGAAGAGGGAUCGUUGUAUCCUGGUAUAUUCGGGUAUACACUAUGACAGGGUCGCUUUCAGCUACUCAGAAUACCCCCACGAUGCCCCAUCUCUUCCUCCAGAGAUGGAUCGGACAGUCUGGCCCACAGACGAUGAUGAGGUACUAGAGCAAACCCAUAAGCUGGUGAAGAAGCUCAACGCAGCCCAUUACUACACUGACACAGAGGGCUUGAUCCUCAAAUGCGACGUCCCAGGGUGCGAUUGGAUAGGCAGUGGUCAGCUCGAGGGUCGGAAGCAUGCGGAAUUGACAGGUCACGUUGACUUGAGUGAGAUCCAGGACGAGGGUGACAAUGUGCUUCGCAAGUGCGACACAUUCGGGUGUCAUUUUAUAGGACAGGGGGAUAGGGCGAUGAGGGAGCACACCACAGACACAGCCCACGAGCGCUUCUCUAUUAUUCCAGACUGGUGAAAUGGGUGGAUAUAGUUGAACGGAGUAUAUAUAUGGGCAACAAGAUCAACUGAGUCAUUUGACACACAUUUAUGGCUUAGACUCAAGCGUGAGGAUUCAGGAAAUGCCCAGUCACAUGCCGAAUGGCCAAAUUGAAUGUCUGUUCCCUUGGUGCGACCUUGACUACGCGCCAAGGAAUUUAUUGUUCCUCAUUCUAUUGUACAUGUUGUACAUACAUGGUGGCUGGGUGGUUGCUUAGCCCUGGCAGUGUUUGAUCAGCUGCCCAUGUUGUGGCACAACCCAGAAGGGAGUCAAUCCACAGCUUCCAAGAACCUCUCAGUCUCAAUGCCCAUGUGGUUCCUUGACCUUUUACUGAGUUCCGACGAUUCUGUGCUGAAGACCUGGGUCGAUGAAACGUGACUCCAGCACCUCAACAUUUGAAUUGGUUCAUGGUGCCCAUGCCAGGUUGGUUGCAUUGGCUGGACUUGUCUAUGCCCGCCAACCGGAAAGCGACUCAGUUGGUCUUCUCGGGGAGUUCCCGCCUGGGAACUGAAUCGAUGUUGGCAAGUGACAAAUUGAGGAACUCAUGCUUG